AUGUCUAGUUCAAUGUUGGAUACAUUACCUGUUGAAAUACUUUAUCGAAUAUUCGAUAAUCUUGAUAUUCAAACGAUUAUUUUAUCACUUCGUUAUGUUUGUAAACGUUUUUAUUUUACAACUGAUUCAUAUAAUCGAUAUAAUUUUAAUUUUAAAUCAAUGUCAAAACCAUAUUUUCGUUUUAUUUGUCGACUUAUACCAUAUGAAAAUGUUAUUUCACUUACAUUAUCUGAUGAAGAUAAAACACGAGGUCAAAUCUCAUUAUUUCUUUCAUUAUGUCAAAUCGAACAAUUUACUCGACUUCAAUCAUUAACUCUUCUCCUAAUUGAAGAUAUUCAUUUAAAUAUAUUUUUAAAUUAUAUUAUUACUUCAUCAUUAAAAUCUCUUUCGAUUAGUACACAAAUAUUACAUGCCUAUCAAAAUUCAACAACUCAUCUCUCAUCAGUUAUAACUCAUCAUAGUCUUCAAAAUCUUUAUUUGAAUAUCAAUGAUAAAGAUUGGAAUGGCAUAGCAUGGUCUACCAAUCGAACAUUACGUUAUCUUCGGUUAGUUAAUACCAUAACAUUGAAACAAUUCUGUAUUAUUCUACAACAUUAUGUUUGUUUACAAACUCUUGUUUUAAAAGAAGUUAGUACCGAUGAAAAUGAAAAUGAUAUUUAUCCAUCUGCAUUUCAACAAUUGACAUCAUUAACAUUUGAAGAUGGUCGUAUAGAAAUUAAUAAAAUCGCACAAUGUGUUUCAUUUACACCGUCACUUACCUAUCUGAAAAUUAUCGGUGAUGGAAAUCUAUUUAAUACAUCAUUCGAUGGUUUUGAAUGGGAAAAAUUAAUUCGAACAAAACUUCAUUCCAUUAAAAAAUUUGAAUUCUUCUUUAUUAUUUUAACUUAUAGUAAUUAUCGUGCCCGUAAUAUAGAACUUCUCAUGGAAUCAUUUCGAACAUCAUUUUGGCUUAAUGAAUUACAUUGUUUUAUUACUUGUGAUUAUAUUACUAAUUCACGUAAAAUUAUGCUAUAUACUUUACCAAUAUGUAAAACAUAUUUUCUAUAUCAUAUUGAUCCAAAAAAACUUUCGAUAACAAAUUGUACAACAAGAAUUAAUCAGAAUGAUAUGAAUAAUGUACAACAAUUAGAAUUACAAUUAACAAAAGAUGUGAAUAUCUUACCAAUAGAAAAGAUUGAAUCAUCAAAUCAUUUUUUAUUUCGUAAUGUUAUAAAUCUUACACUUGUAAAUAAUGAUGAAUGGCCAAGAAAUUCAUUAAAUUUUCUUUCAAAUAUUCUCAAUUUAUCCAAUAUUAUAAAAUUAUCUCUGUCGAUUAGUUUUCAUCCUGAUCAUACAUUAAAUACAGUAUCAAAUAUAAAUAAAUUACUUAAACAAACAGUAAAUCUUCGUUCAUUAUUAUUAUAUGAUUAUUGGGCACCUGAUAAUUUUAUGACACGUAUGGAAACAAUUUGUUCUAUGAUACUACCCAAUAUAAAACAUUUACAAAUUCGAGUUAAAAAUAUUGAUGAUAUUAAAUAUAUUCUUGAACAACUUCAACAUUUAACAAGUGUUACUUUUGAAUAUGCACAAAUUUUAACAGUUGAUCGUCAAGAAUUUAUUGAAUCUUUAGCCUAUUUAAAUAGAUAUCCAUCAUCAUGGAAUAGUCAACAUGCUUUACAUAUAUGGCUUAGAAAUAAGAAAAAAAUAAUUCCUUAG
Messenger RNA from Adineta steineri, 1695 nucleotides. The record is from the annotation of a GenBank genome assembly. Lineage: Eukaryota; Metazoa; Rotifera; Eurotatoria; Adinetida; Adinetidae.